UCACCUGUCCUGAUUUCACGUGUUGUUCUGAAUCGACCUCCUAAUAUUCCCGUCCUUGGUUCGUUCUCGUGGUUUAUCUCCUUGGCUGCGGCCUUUGUUUUCUCAUCCGACGCUGCCACAAUGAAGGAGUCCAAUGCAGAGAAAUAUACAAGCUCCCGCGAAGCGGUUACCGCCGAGCUUGGUAGCAUCCGGAAUGUCGACUCCGAAGACGAAAUGGGCCACCUGCAUCGGAGGCUCAACAAUCGCCAAAUCCAGCUGAUCGCAGCAGGCGGAUCAAUUGGAACGGCCCUCUUCAUCAGCAUCGGCGGCGGCCUCGCCAAAGGUGGUCCCGGCAGCUUGCUGAUCGCUUAUACCGUCUAUACCCUCAUUCUUGCCCUCGUCAACAAUUCUGUUGCCGAGAUGAAUACGUAUAUGCCCGUCGCCGGCGGCUUCGUUCGUCUAGCUGGCUACUGGGUCGAUGACGCGCUUGGUUUCCUAGCCGGAUGGAACUUUUUCCUCUACGAAGCCAUUUUGAUCCCUUUUGAGAUUACUGCUCUCAAUAUCGUCAUUUCGUUUUGGAGCGACGAGGUCGUGAAACCAGGCCCGACAGCUGGCAUUUGUGCUGCCGUGAUUGUUCUUUAUGGGUUGAUCAAUGUCCUCGCGGUUCGAGGUUAUGGCGAAGCCGAAUUCUGGCUUUCCGGAGGGAAGCUGAUCUUGAUCUUCAUGCUUUUCGCAUUCACAUUUGUGACCAUGGUCGGCGGCAAUCCUCAACGGGAUGCGUACGGCUUCCGCCACUUUACGAACCCCGGCGCGUUUGCGACAUAUCUAUCGGGCGGCGACCUUGGUCGUUUCGAAGGGUUUCUUGCCGCUCUUUUCAGCGCCUCCUUCACCGUUGUCGGUCCUGAGUAUAUCUCCAUGGUAUCUGCUGAAGCCCAACGCCCCACCAUCUACAUCAAAUCAGCUUUCAUUACUGUGUAUUACCGAUUUUGUAUUUUCUUCAUCAUCGGCGCAUUAGCUGUCGGCAUCGUAGUUCCGUAUAACCACCCGACCCUAGUCAACCUCUACUUUGGUGAUGGUGGUGGCGGUACUGCUGCGGCCUCUCCCUACGUGAUCGCCAUGGAGACCCUGGGCAUUGGUGUGCUUCCUCACAUCGUCAACGCCCUGAUCCUGACGUCUAUUUUCUCGGCUGGCAAUACCUACACCUACUGUGCCACUCGAGCGCUCUAUUCACUAUCGCUCGAAGGACGAGCCCCUCGUUUCCUGCGCCGCUGCAACAAGAAUGGAACUCCUAUAUACUGUUUUGCUAUUGUUAUGCUGUUCCCGAUGCUAUCUUUCCUACAAGUCAGCAGCAGCUCUGCUGUUGUCAUUACAUGGCUCACUGCGCUUAUUACUGGAGGUGGCCUGAUCAGCUUCAUCAUAAUGUCGAUCACGUUCAUCAAUUAUCACAGGGCAUGUGUCGCUCAGGGAGUUGAUCGCAAAACCCGACCAUACUAUGGAUACUUCCAACCUUACGGCGCAUAUAUUGCAUUGGGCUGUCAGCUACUCAUUCUCUUGGUGUAUGGUUAUUACGCAUUUCGUCCAUGGUCUGUAGAGCUCUUCUUCCAGAGCUACACUAUGCAGAUCCUGGCUGUCGUUCUCUUUUGUGGAUGGAAGUUGCUCAAAAAAACCAGAUACAUAAGGCCCCAUGAGGUUGAUCUUGUUUGGGAGCGGCCUCUGAUCGAAGCCUAUGAAGACUCGUUAGUUGAUCCACCAGUCGGUUUUUGGACUGAGAUGGCCCAAAUGGUUGGAUUCAAAAGGAACAAGGCAGGCUCUUAUUGA
Messenger RNA from Colletotrichum orchidophilum, 1797 nucleotides. RefSeq lists its product as uncharacterized. Gene Ontology annotation, biological process: amino acid transmembrane transport. The record is from RefSeq and is a predicted model, not a curated record. Gene Ontology annotation, cellular component: membrane. The transcript is spliced from 2 exons. Gene Ontology annotation, molecular function: amino acid transmembrane transporter activity. NCBI's taxonomy places the organism in Eukaryota, Fungi, Ascomycota, Sordariomycetes, Glomerellales, Glomerellaceae. The annotation marks the transcript as partial.